AUGACCGAUGGCACGUCCGGCGGCGACUUGGACGCACUCUUGGCGGCCCGUGCUAGCGAGCUCGACACACUCAAGGCGCUGGUAGGCGACGUCCUUACGCCUGUGCACGACGACGUCUGGCUGCUGCGGUACCUCCUUAGCAAUGAGACGCCGGCCGCGUGCGAAGCCCCGAUCCGGUUCACGAUUCAGUGGCGGGCCGCGCGGGCCGACACGAUUGCCGCGCUGCACGCUGGCGCCAAGCCCGCGCUUUAUGCCGAGAUUGAAAAGUACUUGGUGGCUGGCGACCACAAGUUGACGUGUCUCGGCGAACCGCUCGUGAUCGUGCGCAUUGGCCUAUGCAACAGCAAGGCACUCAUGAACAACGUCGCGCACGAGAAUGUGGUCGAGUACAUGAUGCUGGCACGGGAGGCGACGAUGGUGUACCUGGACGCCAAGUCGCGCGAGACGCGGACGCUGCUCAAGGCCAUCACGAUCUUGGACUUUUGCGGGUUUUCGCUGCUCCGGGGCCACGACGCACGCUUCUCGCGCGUCCAGGGUGAGUGCAGCAAGCUCUCGGAGCAAAUGUACCCGCAGCUUCUCGGCCGAACCAUCUUUGUCAACACACCGGCGAUCUUUUCGUGGGUCUUUAAGCUUCUCAAACCGCUCCUGAGCGAACGAACGAUCGCCAAGAUGGUCAUCUGCCCCGGCGGCAAGCAACUGAGCGACUGCCCGUACGUCUCGACGUACUUGAAGCUCUCGGACCUCCCGACGUUCCUUGGUGGCCAGUGCACUUGCGACGGGCGCGGCUGCAUCGGCGGUAUCCCCAAUUCGCAGACGACGCCGCUCACCAGCGUCGACGACGACGGCCUUGCCUCCAUGACGCUGGCACCGCGCUCGACGCAAUCAAUCGAGCGCUCAAUUGCCACCGGGUGCGUAUUCGAGUAUACCCUCGGUGUCCCCGGCAAGCGGGUUCUCGUGAGCGUCAGCUUUACAGGUCGGGACACAUCGACGGUGCUACCGAUUCUGCCGGCGCAAUUUCUCGACCAAGCGACCGGGUGCAUCGAUGGCGUGUGGUCCUCGCCCUCGGACGGCGUGAUCACGAUCCGCUUUGAUGCCAACGACGCCGUCUUCCGCAGCCGCGACGUGCAGUACAAGGUCGACGUUGUCGCGUCGUCGUUCUGA
Molecule: messenger RNA, 1161 nt
Organism: Saprolegnia parasitica CBS 223.65
Lineage: Eukaryota; Oomycota; Saprolegniomycetes; Saprolegniales; Saprolegniaceae
Exons: 2
Coding region: 1-1161 (386 amino acids)
Cellular component (GO): cytoplasm
Source: RefSeq, a predicted model, not a curated record